Molecule: messenger RNA, 1185 nt
Organism: Bufo bufo (common toad)
Lineage: Eukaryota; Metazoa; Chordata; Amphibia; Anura; Bufonidae
Gene: RCHY1
Product: ring finger and CHY zinc finger domain containing 1
Exons: 9
Coding region: 53-820 (255 amino acids)
Biological process (GO): ubiquitin-dependent protein catabolic process; protein ubiquitination
Cellular component (GO): nucleus
Molecular function (GO): zinc ion binding; ubiquitin protein ligase activity
Source: RefSeq, a predicted model, not a curated record
UGUAGUGCUACUGCCGUCUCCUCCCCGGUGUUUCCGCUUCCUGCGGUCACACAUGGCUGCAGACUUCGGGGACAUGGAGGUGCCAGUCGGCUGUGAGCACUACAGCAGAGGCUGCGAGCUGAGGGCUCCGUGCUGUGGAAAGUUCUACACUUGUCGCCUCUGCCAUGACAAUCAGGAGACACAUAAGAUGGAUCGCUUCAAGGUGACACAAGUCCAGUGUCUGAAGUGCAAGCGCAUUCAGAAGGCUCAGCAGACGUGUGAACACUGUGACAGUAUUUUUGGGGACUAUUACUGCGAUGUAUGUCAUCUCUAUGAUAAGGAUAAGAAGCAGUAUCACUGUGAUGGCUGUGGGAUUUGCAGGAUAGGCCCAAAGGAACAGUUUGCACACUGUACAAAGUGUAAUUUAUGCUUGCCGUUAAGCUUCACAGGAAACCAUAAGUGCAUAGAAAAUGUGUCAAGACAGGACUGCCCCAUAUGUUUAGAGGAUAUACAUACCUCUAGAGUUGGUGCUCGCGUCCUCCCUUGCGGACAUCUCUUGCAUAGUACAUGUUAUGAGGACAUGCUAAAACAGGGAUACAGGUGUCCACUAUGCAUGCGUUCUGCCCUGGAUAUGUCCAGAACCUGGACCCAGCUAGAUGAAGAAGUUGCUCAGACGCCAAUGCCACCUGAAUAUCAGAAUAUGAAUGUCCAUAUUCUCUGCAAUGACUGCAGUGCAAGAUCAACUGUGCCAUUCCACAUUUUAGGAAUGAAAUGCAAUAGCUGUCAAUCAUACAAUACCACACAAGAAAGGAAGCCUCCCUCACAGACCAGAACGGAGUAGUCAACAGGAGGCCUGCAAGAAAACUAGCUGAAGCAUUAGAAGACUUACCCUCUUAGAACAAUGAGAAAAUAUUUCAUUAAGGAACAAUAAAGUAAAAAAAUAGCUAAACUAGAGUGAAAGAAUCAUACAUGCUGUGUGCAUAUUGCUAUUUAUAUAUCACUAUAUAUAUUGAUGACAAUUACAGUAGGAAACAAAUUGUGAAAAUUAGGAUAUUUUGGAUCCAGAUAUUCUCAUUGCUUUCUUAUGGCUAUUUUACCCUUUACAUUUAUAUAGUUGGGCUAAUACUAAGGUCAGUAUUAUAAUAAUUUUAUCUUUCAUAAAGUAGAAGGGUUAGAGUUAUUUGUAAUAAUAAAUAUUAUAGGGUU